Corchorus capsularis is the source of this 4572-nucleotide messenger RNA. NCBI's taxonomy places the organism in Eukaryota, Viridiplantae, Streptophyta, Magnoliopsida, Malvales, Malvaceae. The record is from the annotation of a GenBank genome assembly.
AUGCCUCCCAAACAUGACAAUUCUUCUUUGGCUGACGCCAUAGCAAGCCUCACCGAAUCCAUCAAUGCCCAGAUGCAAGAACUCGGACUUUCCCAAGAAAAAUUAGCCCUAAAAGUAGAUCACUCUAUUGUCGAAAAUCAAACCUCCAUCCAAAAUCUACAAACCAAAAUCUCAAAACUUAAAACCCCAGGCUCAGCCCUUUUACCUCGUUCCAUCCUAAUGGGAAACUCUUCAAAUACAGAUCAAUCCAUAGAAAUCACCAACAAAACCCAGAAAUUCCCAAAACCCCCCGAUAUCUUCACCAUUAAAACCCCAAAAUUUUAUCUUACCCCAUUUGAUGGAACCAACCCACAUGCUUGGCUCUUCCAAGCAGAGCGGUACUUUGCUUUCUACUCGGUGGAUCCGGAGCAACGUCUUCCCAUCUCAGGCUUCUUCAUGUCUGGGGAAGCGCUUUGCUGGUAUCAGUGGAUGUAUCAAAAUGGGCAGUUAACGAGCUAUGAGUCCUUUUCCCAAGCGUUGUUGAGCAGAUUUGGUCCCUCUUUGUAUCUGAACCCAAACGCAGCCCUCUUUAAACUCAAACAGAAGGGAACGGUAACGGAAUACCAAGAAUACGAGAUAUUGGCCAACCAAGUGAAAGGGCUUUCAGAUGAACAUUUGCUACACUGCUUUAUCUCAGGCCUUCACCCAGAAAUCCAACACGAGGUGAUAACACAAUCACCCCCGAGUCUUACCUAUGCUCUUGCUCUAGCCAAGAUGAUUGAGGCCAAGUUCAACGUUCAUAAGACAUUUCGUCGAGCACCUUCCGUGCAACCCUUUUCUAGCUUUACAAAACCAAAUAUUACUCCCACCUAUCCCCUACGUCAACCAACAAUACCUGCCUUGCCUGCACCACCGCGUUUACCAAACCUUCCUGGGCCUCAAAUCAAACGCUUAACCCCAGCUGAGAUGCAGGCUCGCAGAGCAAAAGGCCUUUGCUAUAAUUGUGAUGAGAAGUAUAGCCUAGGCCACAAGUGCCGCACUGCUCCCUUCCUUCUUAUGCAAAUUGACGACGAGGAAGAGUCUGGAGAAUUCUUGGCUUUGGAAACCAAUCUCGUGCCACCAGCUCUGUCCACCAUUCCAUUACCUCCACCACCUCAAAAUUAUGAGGCGGUUGGUCCUGAUGAUUUUCAGGUGUCAUUUCAUGCUCUCUAUGGACAAUCGCAACAUCGCUGCUUGAAAUUAAUUGCCAAAAUAGCUGGUCAGUAUUUCAAUGUGCUUAUCGAUUCGGGCAGCACCCACAAUCUAGUUCAACCUCGAGUUGCUAAGUUUCUCAACUUGGUGGUACAACCUUCUCCACCACUAUCAGUUUCGGUGGGCAAUGGGGCUAGUCUACAGUGCUCUGGUCGUGUUACCGACCUGCAAAUUGAUUUGCAACAACACCAGUUCAAGUUAGACCUCUACAUUCUUGACAUCCAUGGUGCUGAAGUUGUAUUGGGAGUUCAAUGGUUAUCUCAAUUGGGUCCUAUUCUUAUGGAUUUCUCAGGGCUCACAAUGACCUUCCUUCAUGAAGGUGAGAUGGUUACUCUUUCAGGAAGUGGGCCGCCUCAAACCUUGGCCCUUUCCUUAGCCCAAUUCCGUCGGCUCGCUCAAACAGAUGCCAUUGAUUCGGCCCAUCUGCUUGCUAUGGCAGAAGCAGCACAAGAAACCUCUCCACUGCAUUUUCCUCAAACUCCACCAGAACUAUAUGAGCUAUUAUGCAGUUUCUCUCAUAUUUUCGAACCCCCUAAAGGUCUACCACCAGCACGACCCCAUGACCACCAAAUACAUCUUUUACCUGGUACCCCACCCAUCAAUGUUAAACCAUAUAGAUACCCUUAUGCUCAGAAACAAGAUAUGGAGCGUUUGAUCACUGAAAUCUUUUCACACUUUCGACGGCCACUACGAGUUCCUGAGUUGAUAGAUGAGCUUCAUGGAGCUUCGGUAUUUUCGAAAAUUGAUUUGAGGGCUGGUUACCACCAAAUUAGGAUGGCUGAAACGGACAUUGGAAAAACAGCUUUUCACACUUUCGACGGCCACUACGAGUUCCUGGUUAUGCCUUUCGGGCUGUCUAAUGCACCAUCAACUUUCCAGUCCGCCAUGAAUGAAUUAUUUCGGCCAUUUCUCAGGAAAUUUAUCUUGGUCUUCUUUGACGACAUCCUUGUAUACAGUAAGUCCAUGGAAGAGCACUUAGUUCAUCUUGAGAAGGCAUUACAAACUCUUGCAGACCAGCAUUACUUUGCCAAGUUCAGUAAGUGCUCUUUUGCUCAAGGCUCUGUGGACUAUCUUGGGCACAUCAUCAGUGGCCUUGGGGUGGCAGUCGACCAUUCCAAGAUAGAUGCUAUACUCGCUUGGCCAGUGCCUACAUUUAUUAAAAAACUCAGGGUAUUCCUCGGCCUAACAGGAUACUACAGAAAGUUUGUGAGAGGUUAUGCUUCUUUAGCAGCACCAUUAACUGAUUUAUUGAAAAAGGAUAAUUUUAUUUGGUCAGCUGAGGCUACAAAAGCCUUCGAAUCUCUGAAACAUGUAUUGGUCACAGCUCCUGUUCUAGCAAUUCCAGAUUUCUCUCAACCAUUUGUCUUGGAGACCGAUGCAUCAAUGACUGCCAUUGGGGCUGUAUUGUCUCAGCAUGGGCAUCCCAUCGCCUAUUUCAGCCGAAAACUCAACCCUCAAAUGCAAACGGCUUCAGCUUAUGCCAGAGAAAUGUUUGCAAUCACAGAAUCUGUCAAAAAAUGGCGCCAAUACCUUCUUGGGAGACCUUUCUUGAUCUAUACAGACCAACAAAGUCUGCGAAACUUGAUGAAUCAGACAAUCCAGACACCAGAACAACAACGGUGGCUUGCCAAAUUGCUUGGUUAUCAGUAUACUAUUUUGUACAAGCUAGGGGUCCAAAAUAAGGUGGCCGAUGCUCUCUCUCGCUCCUUUCCUGAACAAGGUGAGCUUAAUGCAAUUUCAGGGCCUACGUUUCCUUUUUUAACUCAGCUGCGAGAUUACUAUGCGAAUGAUCCGCAUGGGAAACAACACUUUAACGAUGUGAAAGAGCACCCCAAUAAAUUCCCUGACCUGCUUGUUCAAGAUGGCUUGCUAUUACGCCAUGGGAGGAUUGUUAUUCCUGAAAAUCACCCCUUGCAGCAACAACUUCUCUUUGAAUAUCACUGCACAUUGACAGGGGGUCACGCAGGGGUGGCAAAAACUUUGAGCAGAUUGGCCUCGAAUUUUUUCUGGAGUAAUAUGCGCAAAACAAUGGCUAAUUUUAUAUCUACUUGCAGGACUUGUCAAGAAGUUAAAUGCCUUCCCACCAAACAAGCAGGCUUAUUACAACCACUUCCCAUUCCAACACACAUAUGGCAAGAUAUUGCCAUGGACUUCAUAACACAUUUGCCUUUCUCCAAUGGGAAAACAACAAUUUGGGUCAUUGUUGAUAGAUUGUCGAAAUAUGCUCACUUCCUAGCCAUUCCAGCUCACACAACGGCACCCCAAUUGGCAGCUCUCUUCUCGCAAGAAAUUGGGAAAUUACAUGGACUUCCAAGGUCUAUUGUAAGUGACAGAGAUCCCAUCUUUAUUAGCUCUUUUUGGAAAGAGUUGUUUCGACUUCAAGGCACCAAACUCAACCACAGCAGUGCCUACCACCCACAGUCGGAUGGCCAAUCUGAAGUCCUCAACCGCUGUUUAGAAACAUAUUUGCGAUGCUUUGCCGGUGAUAAUCCGAGAUCAUGGAGUAAAAUAUUUCAUUGGGCUGAGUGGUCCUAUAAUACGGCAUUGCAUUCGGCCAUCAAUAUGACCCCUUUUGAAGCAGUGUACGGUUAUGCACCCCCCACUGUAGCAUCUUAUCUACCAGGUCCUUCCAAGAUUGCUCAGUUAGAUGAUUGUCUGGUGGAGAGACAGACUUUGCUAGCUCGACUCAAGGUUAACUUGGCUCGUGCACAGAAUAGAAUGAAAAUGCAGGCUGACCGACACCGCAAGGAAAAACACUUUGAGGAAGGAGAAUGGGUUUGGGUUAAACUGCAACCUUAUCGGCAACAGUCAGUAGUGAAGCGCACAACUCAGAAGUUAGCAAAGAAAUAUUUUGGGCCAUUCCAAAUAAUUAAAAGGGUGGGUACUGUGGCCUAUGAACUGAAGCUGCCUGCUGAUUCCCGCAUCCACCCAGUGUUUCAUGUUUCUCUCCUCAAAGCUUAUAGAGGGAAUCUGGAUAUUAACCCAACACCAUUACCAGCUUUAGCCAUUGAAGAUCAACCUGUAUUGGAGCCUGAGGUGGUUCUUAAAACCAGAGAAGUGAAAUAUCAAGAUCAAAACUUGCCCCAGAUAUUGGUUAAAUGGAAGAACCUGCCUGAAGCAGAAGCCACUUGGGAAUGGCUUGAUGAUGUCCAAACUAACUAUCCAGCCUUCCACCUUGAGGACAAGGUUGUGUCUGACCGGGAAAGUACUGAUACGAGCCUUGCUCCUAGCCCAAAUGAGCCCAGCAGCCAAGACAACUCAGAGGCACCCAUGAGAAGAGGAAAUCGUGCGAGAAAUGCGCCUCCAUGGCACGUUGACUUCAUCAGGCAACGUCUUUCUUAG